AUGGGUGCAGAAGACCAGGAGAGUGAUUGUCUUUACGUAUCCCAUCUCAGCGGUGAAGACUCCCCUCAAUGUGGCUCUUUUGCUGUGCCCUGCCGGACAUUACCACAAGCGCUACUUCUAGUGAACAGUGGUGGCAAAAUUUGCCUCAAUGGGACAAACAGUGAGUCAAAUCCAUACGAAUGUUUGAAAACGGUUGGUCCCAAUGGAACGAAAUUGAGAGCUGUGGGGAAAAGUGUAUCGAUACAGGGUGUAUCCUCCCCGGCACACAUUUCAUGUGGAUUAGUAUUUGCAUCAAGGUCGAAAUAUGGUUCUGUCGAGGUUUCUCUCUCAAACCUUGUAUUCAAUAAUAGCAGGUAUGGAUUAGUUUUGUUCAAUGUGCCUUCUUAUGAUGUCGUCAUCUCCAAUUGCAAAUUUAUCAAUUGCACGAGGGCCAUUUUCAUGUUGUGGGAAGGAAGUCAGGUUUCUUCUUUCAUCGAUCAAAAGUCUUCACUUGAGGUUUCUGAUAGUGAAUUCCGCAACAACACAUUCAGCAUAGAAUUUGGUCCAAAGUUCAAAAUCGGCUCCGUCAAAGUUUCUCUCUCAAACCUUCUUUUCGACAAUGGCACGUAUGGUGUAGCCCUCGUCAAUGUGUCCUCCUUUGAUAUCGUCAUCGCCAAAUGCAAGUUUUUCAACUUCUCUAAGGCAGCCGUUGGUGUGUUCUGGAAUGAGAUUGACUACGUCCGUGAAAAGAGUAGUUUUGUAGCCACUGAUAGUAAAUUCCGGUAUAAUGCAAAAUCUAUUCUUGUCAAGUUCCCUAACGACUUCUUUGAGAUGACCAUAUCAAGAUGUCUUUUCCAGGACGCGAGGGGACGAUUUCAUGUUACAAAUGAUGAUAGAAGUAUAAAAGGUGCCGUGUUUGUCCGUUCUCAAGCUAGUCCAGUUAUAACGUAUCCUAUUCGUGUCUUAGUCUCAAUUACUAACUCUAUUUUCCAAGACCUGGGCCAUAAAGACAACAGCUUCGCUGUAUCCGUAAGAGUUGACAACCUCUUUGGCGAUGGGAAUGUAUCAUUAUUAAACACGUCGUUUCUUAACAACGAAAAUUCUGUCUUUGUGCACGGCGGGUUUGGAGUAAAUUUGACUUACGUAACGGUUCAUUCCACAUACGGGUAUGCUAUCAUGGCCAGUGCUCCCCCUAAAACAUCCAUUAAAGCGCCAGGUGUAAAGGUCUUCCUUGAAAGGUGCGUCUUGGUGGACAACCGGAUUGGCAUAAGGAUGUCAACGACCACUUGCUUAGAUAAUACGGCUCGGUAUUGUUCAACGGGCGACCAAACGCUUGUUGUAAAAAACAGUCUUAUCAACGUGGGCAUCGCUGGAGCAUUGAGCUUUUUGAAUGGCAACGUCACUAUCAAGAACUGUGCAUUUAAAAACAAUGAGGGAGUGGCUUUGGGAGGUCAUGUAUAUAUGAAGACAGGCUUCGGCAUUCUGAACAUCAAUAAUUGUAGCUUCCUGCAAAACGAAACAAGUUUGAUAGGUCAUUCCAACGUGUCAGCCGUUGGUUGUUUUCUUAGAUCCGAGAGCGCUGGUCCGUUAAAGAUUCAAAAUUCGUCUUUUGUAGCAGACGUUAAUCAAGAAUUCGAUCCAAUCUUUGCUGUGACGAAAAGCAAUACGAUUAAGAUCGACAGUUCGACCUCCUUCAAAUGUCCAGAUGGAAAACAGAUCAAGCUCGAAAACAUCGCCAGACAAGCCGGUUUCGAACUUGUUAGAGAGGGUAAGACUUGCUGGAUAAGCGUAGCUUAUGUCACAUUUUUUUGUGGAGAGUGUCAGGAUGGAUUCUAUAAUUUAAAAAGAGGAUCCUCCAGUGGUCUGGAUAUUCACAAGGAAACAAAAUGUCUUAAAUGUCCUUACGGGGCGACGUGUGAAAAUGGAGACAUCGAAGCCCAAGAAAACUUUUGGGGCUGCUACUCUUCACCACUAUCAACUAAGCUGGAGUUUCAUCCCUGUCCACUGGAAUACUGCCGACCUCCUACCCGUCCUAAUACUUAUGCUUUUAAUGGUUGCCAUGGCAGCAGGACAGGCGUUUUAUGCGGCCAAUGUACUGAGGGAUUCAGCGAAGACUUAUAUUCCACAUCUUGUCGAGAGAGAGAAAAAUGCCAUGAUCACUGGUUUUGGAUAGCGAGUUUAAUCUACGUAAUAAUGUUGUCUCUCUACCUCGUUUUCAAGCCGCCUAUCUUCCCGUGGCUGUACCGGCAAUGCUUGUGGUUUAGAAAGAAAUCCAACAGCAGCCAAAGACAGGCAGCACCACAUGAAGGAAACGAUGAAGAACACGAUGCCGGGUAUUUCAAGACCAUCUUCUACUUUUAUCAAGUUGCUGAGAUACUGAUGAUCAAGUCCCCUGAGGCAGCCCUUCACAUAGUUCCUUUUGUUACGCCAGUCAUUGCACUCUUUAAUUUCCAGAUACGGACCAUUAAUGGCAGCAUUGGAUGCCCAUUUCCUGGCUUCAAUGUUGUCACCAAAGAGUUGUUUUUGUGUUUGAAGUUCUUAGCGACGUUGCUCUCCAUUGCCAUAAUUUAUGCCAUCCAUCGAGUCAUAAGUCGGUUCCGGCACAUUCCUAAACCUUCCCUUACACUAUACCUGGCUGUGGUUCUGGAGACCCUGUUACUAGGCUACGAGACCCUAGCAGAUACAUCUCUGAAGCUCAUGCACUGCGUUCCCGUAGGGCGGGAGUGGCGUCUGUUCAUAGAUGGAAACAUCCCCUGUUGGCAGUGGUGGCAGUAUAUGCAAAUUGUCUUCAUCUUGGUAUUUAUUAUUCCCCUUGUGCUCGUCCUCUUCUGGGGAUCGCUGAUGCUUUCCAAAGACAAAUUGUCAGCCAAGGAGUUCUUGACUUCCUGUGCAUUUCCUUUGCCCUUUCUUUUCAUCUGGCUCUAUCGCUACGUUUUCAAGAAACCAAGUUUUCACGGGUUUGAACUGUUUUGGGGGAAUACCCACGAUGCCGAAGAAAUUAAGAAAGUUCUCCAUGAUCCAUUCCGUCCACCCUGUGGUGAUGACCAUGGUACAUUGUACUGGGAGAGUGUGCUGACCGGUCGGAGGUUCCUACUACUGACCAUUCGUAACUUCAUCACUGAUCCUUUAACGCGAUUCAUCUGUUUGGAUUUCGCAUGUGUUGUAACUCUGGUGCAUCAUCUUGUGUCGAGACCAUUUCGUGACCGUAAGGCCAACAUAUGUGAAGCCCUUUCUCUUAUGAGUCUUGUUGCUAUUUGCACUUUCAACUUGGCAGAAGUCACCCUUAUCGCCCAGGGACUCGAGCCUACUGGACCAAGAGAGAACCUUUUUUACGCGUUGGAGUGGAUGGAAGUCGCUUUGCUUGGCUUUCUACCAGCUAUAGCCUGCAUCCUGGUAGUGCUUGCGGCCUUAUCUCAAGUCAUACGAGUGCCGUACUACUGCCUCAGACUAUUACGAAGAACCGUGUGUCUGCGUUAUCAUUUCUAAAAGUCCUGUCAAAUCAUUGUGCAGAUGGAUAUAACAAGGCUGUCAUGUGUAAUGUUUACCAUGUCAUUACCUAGUAAAUUGUUUUGUAUUGUUAUGUCUUUAUCAUCAGUAUACCAACUUUCAGCAACUUUAACAUAGUUUAUUUGAUUACUCUAACACUCUAACACUGUUCUAUGAGUGAAUGUGUUCUACAGCUCGUAAGUUAAAGUCUUCUGACUAGUUUCCGAGGUUUUAAGUUUGUGUAGAUCUUCCAUGGUAACUUAAAUAAGAUAACUAGCAAUUUUUAAACUUUUUGCGACCAACGUAAAGAGUAGACAAAUACACCUUUUAUUUAAGUAAAUAAUAGCAUUUGUUGUCAGUCCUUCGUGUUGAUAUAUUGUCACUUUAUAACGAAAUAUUUUUAUUUGCAAGUUAUGGAAAACUACGUAGGUUUAAGAGUUAAGCUUGCAUCAUUCUGGAAAUUUAGGGUCCUUAGAAAUCUUAAUGAAAUGAAAACAGUAAGGCAUCGAGCACUAAAAGGUAGAAUAUCUUUGUCAUUUGUGGGACUGUGACGUCUGUUAGAUAACCAUUUUCCACUCUUAGUUGACAAAUUUUACCAUUGUGCUAAGAUAUUGUUUUUUGCGAGGUGCUAAUAAAACCAUUUUAAAUUUA
Pocillopora damicornis (cauliflower coral) is the source of this 4116-nucleotide messenger RNA. RefSeq lists its product as uncharacterized. Lineage: Eukaryota; Metazoa; Cnidaria; Anthozoa; Scleractinia; Pocilloporidae. The record is from RefSeq and is a predicted model, not a curated record.